GCCGCAUCAUUUUAGAUCAGUGCCUCUUGUGAGAAGUGUUGAAUGAAGUGAUUUGAUCGGAUAUUAUUAUCGCAAUGUAUCCAAAAAUUGAACCUGAAAUGAAUAAUAUGUCUGGAGGCAGAAUUUGCGAAACCAAGAGCAAGACGCAGCCGGUCAAAAAAGAAAUGAACUGCCAGCAUUUGUUUCCGAAGACCACCAGGAUGACCAAGAAUUUCCUUGAUAAAGUGCAUGUUGCAAAACUGGCGAAAGCCGAGACUUAUGUUUUGGCAGAUGAGUCCAAAUUCAGGACAAUCAUGGUAAUUGCAGCUUUGGUUAUUCUAUUCCUGUUCAGUUUCGUUGGAAUUAUCUUCAUGUGGUACACAGAUGGUUUCAACAAUAUAGUUUACUCAAAUAUGAUAAUAAGGAAAGAUGCUCCUGGUUUUGAAAUAUGGCGAAAACCUCCAUUCAAUAUCCUAGUGAAGGUUUACCUUUUCAACUAUACCAAUAUAGAUAGAUUCGAGGAAGGACUCGAUGAAAAACUUAACAUUGAAGAAAAAGGGCCAUACGUUUAUGAGGAAUCAAUGGAGAGAGUCAAUCUGAAAUUUUCCGGAAAUCAAGUUUCUUUUCAAUUCAAGAAAUCCUACACAUUUAGACCUGAGCUGUCUAAAGGAAGACAAAAUGACAUGUUCGUAGUGCCAAAUAUAUUCCUUCUGGCUGCCACCGCACUCCACAGAUACUCCAACUUCUUCACCAGAUUUACCGUGUCCAGUGGUUUGAACGGUUUGAAUUCGAAGGCCUUCUUGAAUUUGCCAGCUGAUCGAUAUAUCAUGGGGUAUGAUGAUAGGCUUUAUACGUUGUCGAAGACCAUCAUGAUUUUCCAAGACAAGAAGUUGGUCGAUAAACUUGGAUUAUUCAGCAAAACUAUUGGAGUAUCAGAUGACGUUAUUACAGUACACACAGGUCAAGGUGACAUAGACCAGAUUGGAAAGAUUAUUAGUAUUAAUGGAAAAGACAGGUCAACCUUCUGGAGUACAGAAGAGUGUAACAGCUUUCUUGAUAGCACCGAUGGUACGUUGUUCUCACCGAAAGCAGUAAGCCAGAAGAAACCACUGAAAGUCUUCCAAAAAGACAUGUCUCGAAACGUGGACCUGGUGUUCAAGAAAGAGAGCACUGUGUUGGAUGGUGACAUCCCAUCGUAUACUUAUGAAAUACCAGAUAAUAUAUUUGAUUCUCCCGACUAUUAUCCCCAAAACCAAUGCUACUGUGAGAUGGACGGAGGCACCUGCCCUCCUCAUGGACUGUUUAAUACAACAUUGGCUGCAAUGGGUGUCCCUAUUUUUGCCUCUCAUCCCCACUUCUACAGGGGAGACCCAAAGUUGACAGAGGGCAUUACAGGGCUUAAUCCAAAUGGAAGUCUGCAUGGAUCUAGCUUUGAACUUCAUCCUAGCAUGGGCUUCCCGAUGAGUGGCAGUACGAAGUUUCAGUUCAACACGCAGAUAUUGAAGAUUUCUGAGUUCUCCCAACUCUCCAUGUACCGAAACGAGCAGAUCUUACCUUUAGCAUGGGUCGAUGUGAGCAUGAAAGACAAGAAUUUGCCACAAGAAAUAAAGGAUUUAAUCGCAACAUCGACACACACGGUAGCAUUGAUCAAAAAUAUCCUGAAAUACGGAAGCAUAAUUAUGGCAAUCCUGACUUUGAUACCGAUAGCUGUCAAUAUAAGGUAUAAAAUGACAAAUAAACCCAGAAGAGAUAGUGCCAUGCCACUACGCAAACAAGAAUUGGAAGUGGACGUAUAAAAGAAACAGGGGAAUGUGAACUGUGGAUGUGGAUAUUGAAUGAGUAAAUCACAUUGAAUACUCUUAAUAUAUGACAUAAUUAUAAAAGUGCCAUUUAAAUGAUAUGGGUGGAGAAAUUUAUAUGGUGCUAAUAACUUCACGAGUGCCACCAAUUUUUGAUACUCAAUUCUCUUAUCUGUGAUUUCCGUCCAAAAUCAUAAUUGUACUAAAAAAUUAAUAUUCUCAUUCUCCGUGGAAAUUUUUAACUGUUUUCUGUGAAAACAUUGUGAUAUAUUUUUAUCAAACUCUAUAAUUCUAUGUUGUUAGGAAUCAAUCAACCGAUGGUACCAUGAUCAACUAAGGAAUUAAUUUUAUUCUGAUAUAAUUUCAUCGGAGAAGAGAAUGUAGAUAGUUCCAAUAACUCCAAGAAUUUUUUUUUCAUAGAGAAUAUGAAUUCUUAUUUUUAUAGUAUAAGUAGGUACUCAAAUUUUUAUGUACAGAUUGAAUAAAAUUAAAAAAUGUUUGGUACAAUAUAUAUACAUAUGUAUCAUUUUACUUAGAAGUUUGCUUCAACAGCAAUUUGUUCGAUUUGAUUUGUUAUUGAAGUAGUUGUUAGUUGAUAAUGAGAUUGUUGAGAUUUCAUCCAGAAUGUACGAGUAUAUAUGUAUCCUGUACUACCUAUAAAAGUUUCAGGCUAAAACUCUAUACCAAACCGUACAUUUAUUUUAAUUUUUUUUUCAAUAGAUUUAUGCUUGCUUACAGAAUUAUAUCAAGUCUGAUCUCUUUGAUAAAAUAGUUAAAAGUUAAGUGAGAUUUAAGUGUAGUAAGUGUCGAACAGAGACUGAUUAUUGUUAUACUUAAUUUAUAGAAAUAUAUGAUCCGUUACA
This is a messenger RNA of Harmonia axyridis, 2641 nucleotides long. Its product is annotated as scavenger receptor class B member 1-like. The transcript is spliced from 9 exons. Gene Ontology annotation, cellular component: cytoplasm; membrane. Bases 75 to 1775 code for a protein of 566 amino acids. Gene Ontology annotation, molecular function: scavenger receptor activity. NCBI's taxonomy places the organism in Eukaryota, Metazoa, Arthropoda, Insecta, Coleoptera, Coccinellidae. The record is from RefSeq and is a predicted model, not a curated record.